CGCGGCGGCGGCGGCGGCGGCGGCGGCGGUGCGGGCGGCGGGCGAGCGGGGGAAGAUGGCGGAGCUGGGCAAGAAGUACUGCGUGUACUGCCUGGCUGAGGUGAGCCCGCUGCGCUUCCGCUGCACCGAGUGCCAGGACAUCGAGCUGUGCCCCGAGUGCUUCUCGGCCGGCGCCGAGAUCGGUCACCACCGACGCUACCACGGCUACCAGCUGGUGGACGGUGGACGCUUCACUCUCUGGGGACCCGAGGCCGAGGGCGGCUGGACCAGCCGCGAGGAGCAGCUGCUUCUGGACGCCAUCGAGCAAUUCGGCUUCGGGAACUGGGAGGAUAUGGCCGCGCAUGUGGGCGCCUCACGGACCCCCCAGGAGGUGAUGGAGCACUAUGUGAGCAUGUACGUCCACGGGAACCUGGGCAAGGCCUGCAUCCCUGACACCAUCCCCAACCGCGUCACCGACCACACCUGCCCCAGCGGGGGCCCCCUAUCUCCCAGCCUCACCACGCCGCUGCCCCCGCUCGACAUCUCAGUGGCCGAACAGCAGCAGCUGGGCUACAUGCCGCUGCGGGAUGACUACGAGAUUGAGUAUGACCAGGACGCCGAGACGCUCAUCAGUGGGCUCUCGGUGAACUAUGAUGACGACGACGUAGAGAUCGAGCUGAAGCGCGCGCACGUGGACAUGUACGUGCGCAAGCUCAAGGAGCGGCAGCGACGCAAGAACAUCGCACGCGACUACAACCUGGUGCCUGCCUUCCUGGGCAAGGACAAGAAAGAGAAGGAGAAGGCGCUGAAGCGUAAGAUUCCCAAGGAGGAGAAGGAGCUGCGGCUGAAGCUGCGGCCGCUCUACCAGUUCAUGUCGUGCAAGGAGUUUGAUGACCUGUUUGAGAACAUGCACAAGGAGAAGAUGCUGCGCGCCAAGAUCCGCGAGCUGCAGCGCUACCGGCGCAACGGCAUCACCAAGAUGGAAGAGUCGGCCGAGUACGAGGCGGCACGGCACAAGCGGGAGCGGCGCAAGGAGAACCGGGGCCUGGCUGGCUCCAAGCGUGGCAAGGAGGACGGCAAGGACGGCGAGUUCGCGGCCAUUGAGCACCUACCCGGCUUCGAACUCCUGUCGGACCGCGAGAAGGUGCUGUGCAGCUCGCUGAACCUGAGCCCAGCGCGCUACGUGACCGUCAAGACCAUCAUCAUCAAGGACCACCUGCAGAAGCGCCAGGGCAUCCCUGCCAAGAGCCGGCUGCCCGGCUACUUGGACAAGGUCCUCAAGAAACGCAUCCUCGCCUUCCUCACCGAGAGCGGCUGGAUAUCUCGGGACGCGGCCUGAGGGACUCGGGAGGGCUGCUUCCCGCUGUUGCUCUUUUUAAAGAAAUGGAGUUCCUUUUUUAAGGCGUUGUGUCUUCUCCUGGACCUCUGCAGGAAGCGACAGUGGCAGUCCUGCAGCGGAUCCCAGGGAGAUGGGUGCGCGGUGCCCUGUUCGGAGAGUGCGCCAUGCCGAGCCCGGAUGGUGUCCCUGCGACCUUCUUCCCUUCCUGCAGAAGCUGCGGCUGAGGGUGCCAGGAGCCACAGGCUCCUCCCGAGGGCGCCAGCUCUUCUCAGGUGGGGCUGUGCUGUCCUGGCACGCGGCACUUUAGAGGCAGGCUGGGCCGGGCUGCCGCAGCGUCUGCUAGGCACCUGGGAAGCCCUCGUUUGCACACAGAUGCUGCUGCACUCCUGGCAAUGCCUGGCCCUCCCCGGUGCCCUGGCCGCCUCCCUGGGAACAUCUGGGUCCCCCUGGCCCAGGGAGGGAGGCAGAACUGAGGGGACUGCCAGGGUCCUGGGUGCCUGUUGCUGCUGUCCCUGCAGUGCAUUCUGCUUGGGAGCCCCUGUGUCCCUGGGCCCUGCACUAGCGUCCUCAGGUUUUCCCUCACAGCUGCAGGUUCCCUUUUUACUGCAAGAGCAUGACCACGCUGGCCUGGCCAAGCGAACAACUUCAGGUGUGCCUAGGCCUGCUGCCCCCCAGCCAGGCAGAGCCAUGGGCUGCAUGCACGGGGUGGGGUGAGGGCAGAGCACCUGGAAGAGUCUCCGUGCACACGCGCUGCUCCUGGCUCCCCGUGGAGUCAGAGAUGGAGAGCUCAACGCCAGGGUCCUCCGACACCUGCCUGCUAAAUCUGCAGAAGUCGCUCGCUUUCCUGCAGCUCAAGGUCCUGCUCAGACCAGGCUCCAGGGACCCUGCAGUGACCACACUGUACCCCUUCCUCCCACGCUUGGCCUGCCCCAGCCUCCUUAGGUACAAGAGCCUAGUUACCUCCAGAAUAUCUGGGCUUGAAGUUACACUGAACUGAAGUGAAAGAGAAAAGAAAAACACCUCCUCAUUCCCAAGGACUUGAUUAUGUGCCUUUUCUUUUUACAUUCUCUGUCCUGUAGGGUAAGGUUUUCAGCAUUAGAUAAAACAUUUUAGACCACUGCACGACGGGCCUGCAGCCAGGGUCAGGGAACACUUGCCUGAGCCAGUGAGCCUGGGCUUGCUCCAAGGACCAGCUCCACACUGCCCCCUGCAGGCCGAGCCAGGAGGCACUGUCUCAGCCUAGGUGUCGCACACAGUGGUGCAGUUGGGCACAUGCAAGCCUCAAAUUGGUCCAGCCCGUUCCUAGGCAGGGCAGGAACCCAAGGUGCACAGCCACUGGCCUUCCCCAACCUGGGGUCCUUGGGCUAUCUGCACCAGAGACCUAGUCUAGUGACCUGGCGAAGUUUGGGUUUAAGUCUUGUUUUUCCUACAAAGUGACAGCCUGACCUCCACUAGCUUGAGAAGCGAAGGAUCCCGUGCCCGGCCGAGGCCGAGUGCUGUCCACUGAAACCCUCAUGCUCUUGCAGGCUUGCAGUGUGGUGUGUGCAUUUCUGAUGGUAUGAAGAAUUUACUUAGGCUUGACUGUUGAAGACACCAUGAUGAAUGUAUCAUUAAUUUAUGUUGAGAUAUUAACCUUACAAGGGAAAAGCAGUUCCGGGACUGGUGCCUGUCGUCCUGCCCCAGCGGCUCUGUCCCAUCUGCUGCUGUUAGCGCAGAGCCUGAAAUGUUUCUAUUUAACUCUCACAAGGAAUUGGAUGCCACAGCCCCACAGGAUGGCACGAGGUGCACUCCCCGAACUGCACUGUCUUUGAGUCAGAAAGGUAACACCCAGGCCAGCAUUCCAAUAAUGUACUAAAGUGCAGCUGCGGCCACCAUUCCCAUUGUCCUUUUACACAUUAAAGAGGGUGAGAACAAAA
Molecule: messenger RNA, 3234 nt
Organism: Cavia porcellus (domestic guinea pig)
Lineage: Eukaryota; Metazoa; Chordata; Mammalia; Rodentia; Caviidae
Gene: Tada2b
Product: transcriptional adaptor 2B
Exons: 2
Coding region: 56-1318 (420 amino acids)
Biological process (GO): regulation of transcription by RNA polymerase II; chromatin remodeling
Cellular component (GO): SAGA-type complex; nucleus
Molecular function (GO): chromatin binding; zinc ion binding; transcription coactivator activity
Source: RefSeq, a predicted model, not a curated record